AUGAGCGCUUCGCUGACGUUCCGUGCCAACGUGGCCGCCACCCGGCCCCUGACCGCCCAGGGCCCCGCCCGCGCGGCCACGGCACGCACGGCCCUCAAGGUCGAGGCACGCGUCGUGAUCCGCUUCAUGCGGUUCGGUCGCCGCUACCAGCCCUUCUACAGGCUCUGCGCGGUGGACUCCCGGAAGCCGCGCGACACCCGGCCGCUGCAGUUCCUGGGGCACUACGACCCGUUCACGAAGGAGACGAACCUGAACGCGCCCGCGAUCAAGGAGUGGCUCAACAAGGGCGCCAAGCCGUCGGAGUCGGCCGAGGCGCUCCUGAAGAAGGCCAUGGUGAUCAUUGAGUGA
Pedinophyceae sp. YPF-701 is the source of this 348-nucleotide messenger RNA. The record is from the annotation of a GenBank genome assembly. Lineage: Eukaryota; Viridiplantae; Chlorophyta; Pedinophyceae.